GUGGUCGUGAGGCAUCUCAAGGCAAGCACACUGGAUGCGCUGGGCGUUGUGGCACUAACUUGGUAGCCGCGAUGGAGCAUGACAUAAUCGUCAAACAACAUCUCCAUUCGAGAAACCGUGAAGACCUCGUGCCGGUUCAUACUUGCGUCUACUGCUAUCAUUUGCGAUACCGUGUACACUCGAGUUACUUCACCAUCCUGUCUGUUGCGGAGAUGAUGCAGGUUCUGAUCGUUUUCCUGCUCAACUUCAUCUUUACCUGGGCUCAAGGGGAUAAUGGCACAUACUGUCUGGCCACAAGCUGGAUAACGGAAACGUUGUUAACUGCUUGUGGUGUUCUAGAGACAACUACGGUCUACGAAGAAGCGCCAUGCCCACUCACGACAGGUAUCGUACUUCCCGACGCCGUCUUGACAGGAGUGACGAUACAGCCGGCUAGCUCGCCAACUGCAUGCUGCGUCUUACCUACACCAUCGUCUUCCCUUAAACUGAUCGCCUUCGAACCGAAUUCCACCGAUGUAGACCCUAUCUACUUCUAUACGAGUAACAACGCUACACCCCCAUACUACGUUGGUACGCUGGUAGGCGGGUUCCGUUGUCUCCUUGAUUUGUCACCAGAGACCUUAGCGGCCGGCCGUCUUGCUGCGUAUCUGUCCAACGGGGAGUCCAUCAUCUUUGACGAGACUGGCAUGCACUACUAUGGUGCAGGUUGUAACACUACAACUUCCAUUACCAUCUCCAAUUUCUUGGCCCAACUCGCAGGAUUGCCAGAUGCACCAUCAUCAGCCGGUACUGACCAGAGAGGCAGAAGAGUCAGAAAGAGAGACCUUACCGAGACUAACUUCACCGUCGCAGUCCAGGUAGCAGCUGCCAUUGACCUCUUCCUCCGCGACCCCCAAGUAGCCUUUGGUGACUCGCCCUGCACUUUUGUCAACAUCCAGAACAUCACAGAAUGGGACAUACACUCCUGGACAUGCCAAUAUCCUGGCGCCAACAGCAGCGAGAAAAGCUGCGAGGAGAAGUUCCACUCCUGGUUCAAGCCCGACUCGCCUUCUCCCUCAGGAACUGGCCUCGACCAGACCGGAAACGCCCUCUUCAACUUCGUUCCCCGUCUCAUCAACCGCGUCGAAAACAAUAUUGCGAAUCUCUUCCCCGGCAUCAGCGAACCGCUUCAACACGGCCUAGCUUGGCUCAACAAUGCCCACAACGCCGUACUGCACGCUGCUGAUGUCGGUGGGGGUGAACUGUGUGAAAUACUCCAUGCCCUCGACGAAUACGAUCUUAUCUUGUCAGACCCGGGAUUACCAAGCUUGCACACCAUUGGGAACUACCACUCGCCGCCGGUAGCAACAAUCACCGAGGUGUUCGAGUCCCAUACAAAAAGAAUCACGAAGGAACCGCCGAGGCAAGUAGUACCGACAGAGACGAGCUUCCCCAACGUCACGGAGACUUCGUUCUCGGAGAUUCCAGAUAUUCCAGAUCUGGCGUCGACGUUGAUAUCAGUAGAGGAGCACUUGAUCAAGGCUGCCAUUACUCCUUUUACGUCAUUGGGAUCUUUGCUUGAUGCCCCGCUAGAGGCAAGUGAUGAGGAGGCUUCCAAGAGGUUGCCGACUGUCACUGUGACGGCUCUUGUCACGGAAAUUGUGACAUGGUUUGGGAGGACUUUGUCGGCAGCAGAAGACAGCUUUAUUCCGAGUAUGCCUGCUAUAGAUUCAGCCGCAUCUUAAAGGAUGACAACUCGGCGAAGUGAACAGCCUACUGGCUUUUUUUCCAUAAAUGUCGUUGUUUGGUGACAAUUCAGGAGGUGUCUAUUUUCGAGAGGUGAUGAAGGUCACCAUGUACCAUUCAAUUCGAAGUUUGUAUUUUAGAUAACGGUAUCCUGUGACUGCUAAUUAAUGAUUAAUCAUAUAAUUU
Molecule: messenger RNA, 1911 nt
Organism: Neurospora hispaniola
Lineage: Eukaryota; Fungi; Ascomycota; Sordariomycetes; Sordariales; Sordariaceae
Exons: 2
Coding region: 72-1724 (550 amino acids)
Source: RefSeq, a predicted model, not a curated record